Molecule: messenger RNA, 4620 nt
Organism: Cucurbita maxima (winter squash)
Lineage: Eukaryota; Viridiplantae; Streptophyta; Magnoliopsida; Cucurbitales; Cucurbitaceae
Product: zinc finger CCCH domain-containing protein 44-like
Exons: 10
Coding region: 182-3985 (1267 amino acids)
Molecular function (GO): protein binding; DNA binding
Source: RefSeq, a predicted model, not a curated record
ANCAUCCUCCUCACCCAGUCCCAUUUCCGAAUGCUUUCUGGCCAGACCAGACCAGACCGACCACGGAAAGGCUUCCUUGCCUUGCCUUCUCCAGAACUUAGGGUUGCCAAUUCAACCUCAACCUCUGCUUACUUUCCAUUCCUCUUCCCAUCCUAAUUUCCCUUGAUCCUCUUCGAUCUUCAUGGAUAAACCCGACGACCCGCCUUUCGAUUUCCAUAAACCCCGUCUACAACCCCAUCACCGGGAUGCUCCGCUCUCAGACGUCUCCGUUUUGGGGAAUUCUGCUCAGGCUCCGGACCUGAUGGAUGUCGAUCAUUCCUGUUCUGUUCCGGAUACGGAUGAUUCGCAGCUGGUAGGAGCUCCGGUUCAGAUGGCUGGACCGGUCGUUCUUUCGAAAGCUGGUGCUGAUUCUUCACCUACGGUGAAUGGGGGAUUGAAGGAGAAGAGUUUGGGGAUUCGGCGGCGAGGUCGGCCGCCUCGGUGCCAAGUCAAGGCCCCGCCGCCUCCUCUGCAGCAAAACAAGGACGAGGAGGAUGUGUGUUUUAUUUGUUUUGAUGGUGGGACUCUUGUUCUCUGUGAUCGCCGAGGUUGUCCAAAGGCUUAUCAUCCAUCAUGCAUCAAGCGAGAUGAGUCCUUCUUUCGAUCGAAAGCUAAAUGGAACUGUGGAUGGCAUAUAUGCACUAAAUGUCAGAAGGCUUCCUAUUAUAUGUGCUACACAUGCCCGUUUUCUCUGUGCAAAGGAUGCACUAAAGGUGCUGAUUAUCAAUGUGUUAGGGGAAGCAAAGGGUUCUGUGGAACAUGUAUGAAAAUAAUAAUGUUAAUCGAGAAAAGCACUCCUGAAGCAGAAUCGGUCCAAGUGGAUUUUGAUGACAAAGGUAGCUGGGAGUAUCUUUUUAAAGUGUACUGGAUAUAUUUAAAAGAAAAACUCUCUUUAACUAUAGAUGAGCUCAUUCGAGCUAAGAAUCCAUGGAAAGGAAGUAUGGAUCAUAAGGUGGCUCCUAGUGAGCCUUAUGAUGGCAGUAUUAAUAAAAGCCAUGGAGCUCAUAAUUCAUAUAGAAGCCUAAAAUCGCAGAGGAAAAGGCCUAACAGGCAACAAAGCUCUGUGAAUAAUUUCAGUUACGGAGUUGACAGACCUAGUAGUAGUGAGGGGACACAAUUAUCUGCAACCACAAAAUGGGCAACUAAGGAGCUUAUGGACUUUGUUGCACAUAUGAGAAAUGGUGACACACCCAGGCUUUCACCAUUUGAUGUAGAAGCUUUACUGCUGGAGUAUGUGAAGAAAAAUAAUCUUUGGGAUCCUCAACAGCAAUGCCAAAUUAUUUGUGAUUGGAGGCUUAUCAAUCUAUUUGGGAAAUCUCGUAUCAGUACCUUUGAGAUGCUAAAUCUUCUUGAAUCUCACAUACACACAAAAGAAACUGCAGCUGAUAAUGUUAGCACAGGAUCUGGUGUAGUGAUCGAUCCAAUUGAAAGCAAAGAGAAGUGUGAUUAUGAUACAGUAGAUGAAUAUGAAAGAAAGCAUAAAACUAGCAAGAAGGCUGAUGAGAGUGGGCAGCCAUUAAAUGCAGAUGAAUAUGCAGCAAUUGAUGUUCAGAACAUUAACUUGAUCUACAUGCGACGUGAUUUGAUAGUGAGCCUAAUUGAUGAUGAUAAAAAAUUUAAUGAUAUGGUUGUAGGCUCAAUUGUGAGAAUACAGAUUCCAAAUAAUGAUGAAAAGCAUGAAUUUCACAGGCUUGUCCAAGUUGUAGGCAUAAGCAAAAUUUCUACACCAUACACAGUCGGUGAGAAAACAAUUGAUGUGAUGCUUGAUGUAUUGAACUUGGACAAAAUAGAGACUGUGUCCAUUGAUAGGAUUUCUAACCAAGAAUUUACUGAGGAAGAAUGUAGGCGUUUACGCCGGAGCAUAAAGUGUGGACUUGUAAAACGAUUCAGUAUUGGUGAAAUUCUGGACAAAGGACGGGAACUUCAUGCAUUGAAGAUUAAUGAUAUGCUCAAAAAAGAGAUCACUCAACUCGAUCACCUCCACGAUGAAGCUAGUAAGAAGGGCAAUAUGGAUGAAUUAAGAGAUUUUGUGGAGAGGUUACAUCGUCUCAAGUCACCUGAAGAACAUCAGCGUAGGCUUCUAAAAAUUCUUGAAGUACGUUCAGAUCCAACUAUGAAUCCAAGUUAUGAUGAGGUUGAAGAAGAUAAGGACAAAUCGAACAAGAAAAGACAAGGGAGCCUCAAGAGAUCUAGAAAUUGUGACCUUGAUGAAAGAGAGGGGGAGCUUACCUCACCACGAAGAGUAACCAAUUCAAAUGUUAGUGGAAGUGAUGUACAGAAAAAUUCAACUAGUACUUCAGAGCAAAGUAGGAAUAUUAGCUUACCAGCUAAUGUAAAUAAAGAAGGCAACUGCUUGGGCAGUGACAGGACUUUUGAAACAACAUGGGCAGGAAGAGGUCUUUUAUCACAUAAUUGGAAUGUAACUAACCAGGUUAAAACUUCCUCCCCUUUGACCUCUGAUGGGCAUUGCCAAGUGGUCUUACCUGAAGCCUCAGUUCCACCACUUUCUAUUGGGAUAGGAAGUGUUUCUAAUGAUGCAGAAGUGGAAAGGAUAUGGCAAUACCGGGAUCCGACUGGAAAAAUUCAGGGUCCAUUUUCUAUGACGCAUUUACGUCAUUGGAGUAAUAGUGGACACCUCACUCCUGAUCUUAGAGUAUGGAGGACAACUGAAUCGCAUAAGGACUCUGUACUGUUGACUAACGCAUUGAAUGGACGUUACAACAAAUCAUCUUCUACAUGGCACAUCGGUCUUCUGAGCUUAGGGAGAGGAAAUGGACCUACUUUGGGCGGUUCUGAUAAUCAUCAUAGUGGCCAAAGGAAUGGAGGUACAAAUUCUGAUAUGAAAUCUUUUCAGUUUGACAUGGGUUUUAUCAGGAAUAGUAACUCUGAGCGGAAAGAUCAUGUUACAGUAUGUGAUGCUGAAACUGAGCCCAUGAUGAGCACUGGUUCAAGUUCACCUUCUAAAGAUUUGUGUGCACCUGCAGAUACUGUCAACUCUAAUCAGUCUUCGGCUGGGAACCUUGAGGUAGCACACGACCCACUGAAGAACAAUAAUUCGUGGUCCUACCCUUCCCUUAUGAAUUUACUUUCAUCGGCUACAUUAUCCUUACAACCACCAGUGGCAGAAGUCCAUCAGGCCAAGGAAAAUCACAGUCCCAAUAGUGAGGAUCAGAAUUCACAGACAAUUACUUUGGGAGGAGUUCAUAGUCAGCCUAGUCGCAAGAAACAGUCUAGUAGUGAGGAUUGUUCUAGUCAAUCUUCUGGACAAAACUGGAUCACUCCACCUGCCGAUGCUUCCUCUCGUGAAUGGAACUCUAAUUGUAGUGGUCUAUCUUUGAUGAAUUCACUCAAGCCAUCAGAGAAAAUCCGAGAAGCUUUACCUGUUAUUCCAAAUUCCACCCUGAAACCAACGAGUGGAGAUGUUGAUAUUAAACAAUCUGUAUCUUCAAGUGUUCUUGUCCAGGAUUCUGGCCCUAGCUGGUGUAGUGCCUCAAGUUUUCUGGGUGGACGACAACUUCCUAGUCAUCUAGCAGGUGGAUGGGGUGGGUAUUCGGCUGCACCAGGUAGACCUAUUGAGGACUUGAACUCCAGUCUCAUAACUGCAUCUGGUCUGAAAUCAUCUGAUGUAAUGGAUGAUCAUGAUACAACCGUGGCUACGAUAAACUGGGAGGCAAUUGUUGAUGAGCCCAAUGACUUUAAUUCCUUGGUUGAUGAAUCUGUCUCAGAUUUGUUAGCAGAAGUCGAAGCCAUGGAAUGCUUGAGUGGUUUGGCUUCCACAGCAUCAAUGGUGAAUUGUAGCGAGGAAUUAACUCGGGGUUCUAGAAGUGAUUGUUUUUUCUCUGUGGAUGGAUUCAGUCCAGCCGCUGAGAUGAAGGUAGAUGCAUUAAGCUCCACAGCCAAUUUGCAGUUUCCAUUUCACAUUAGAGUGAAAGAUGAGCAACCUUGAACUGCAGAAACCAUGACGAUUCUUUUACUGGUACUCAAGUUGAGGGAUCAGAAUCCUUGUAAAAUAUCAACGUACCAAUCUGAAACUCUUUCUGACAAACAAAACCGACGGGAAUUUCCCCAUAACUUCGGCUAAUACAGGAAUACUGUGGGAAUAAGAUCAGCACUGCAAAAUGGCUUUAGAAAGGAUUACAAGUCAAAAAAGCACAACAGACAUUUCUGCAACCGAUCCUGGAGUGGCCAAAUGAGCUAUUGUUUUAACACAUCGUCUAGUUCGAGACAUCAAAAUUCAGUGUAGUUGUACAUCUCCCUGAACAGACAGCCACCAUUCAGAUGGUGUACUUUCCGACCGCCACCCAAAGGGCAGCGGAGUCUGUAGAUAUAUAUAUUACGGAGGAAAUAGUAAUAUGCAAUAGAGGAGCUCCGUGCUUUUGUUUUUGUUUUUGUUUUCCUUUUUUGCCUCUGUAGUUGAUAGUUCCAUUGCAAUACACUUCCACAUUUGGUUUUACAUUCAUUGUUGGAACCCGGAAAGUCUGCUUGUUAACAUUGUUGUAAUUUUAACUCGAAACCUGCCCAAUUAGAGGUCCUGUGGAAUAAUAUGCAUAUCAAUAAUACCUGAUUGUUUUAGAGACUUCA